CGAGAAAGGAAGUAGCGACAGGCUAGCUGGUUAGCCGGUCUGAAUCCACACACAGUCUGUCCGGAAAAGAGUGAACUUGAAAGGAAAUUUUUUUUUAUCCGGGCGGCUGUUUUUCUUCGUUUGAUAAGAGCGUAAGAGCAGACUGCGGUGUAUUUGUCGAUACGUUUUAUUUUCUCUCUGCCGCGGUUUCAGACCCAACUGUGAGCUUUUGUCUGCCUGUCUGGGGCGCCUCCGCUGUUAGCCUGGUCGGUUCAAAACAGUCUCGGGUUUAUUCAAAGAAGAAGGCAAACCCCAAUCCGUAUCCGAUUUGUUCGUCAUUCUUUCACCAGUGGGUUGAAUCGUGGAAGAUGCAGUUAAGGAUUACACCAAGACAAUGAGAAAAACAGCCGGGAAAGGUGCUGCGUGGUGAGAGGGAAGCAGUGAGUGCGGCAUGCUGAGGCCACUCCCCCUGGCUCAGGAUGAGUGUCAGAGAUGGCGCUGCCACCAUGGCAACGAAUGCAGGUGGAGGAGGGGGGGGAGGUGGGCCAGCUAGCCCUAACGACCAUGAUGGCCGCUCGUACAUGCUUCAGAUCUACACACGGCUUGCAGCACAAUCCUCCACCUGCUGCAGCCUAAGGGUGCAUAAGGAUGCAACAGCAGCCUCUGUGAUCUCAGAUGCUGCCACGGCACUGGGGCUGGACCCUGGCCGCAUGUAUGUGCUGGCAGAGGUAAAGGAAUGUGGCGGGGAAGAGUGGGUGCUAGAGGCCGGAGACGUUCCAGCACAGAGGUUUCUGCUGUGGCCCCGGAAAGCCCAGGAGCAACACCCUCAGAGCCUCGGCUUUUACUUCCUACUACAGGAGAGGAACCAUGAUGGCUCUAUCCAUUAUGUUCAUCUCCCAUCUGUGUCUAAGGAGCAGGAGGUUCAGCGGCUAGCCGCCAGGGGCUUCCUCCCCCCUCCACAGGACGACUUUGCAGACCUCUGCAACCUUCCCGUCCUCAAUGAGGACAGCAUAUUAAACAACCUGCGCACACGCUUUUACAAGAAAAAGAUCUACACCUAUGCAGGCAGCAUCCUCAUCGCCAUCAACCCCUUCAAGUUCCUGCCCAUCUACAACCCCAAGUAUGUGAAGAUGUAUGAGAACCACCAGCUGGGCAAACUGGAGCCUCACAUUUUUGCUAUCGCAGAUGUGGCAUACUAUGCUAUGCUCAGAAAGAGGGUCAACCAGUGCAUCGUCAUCUCUGGCGAAAGUGGCUCAGGCAAGACCCAGAGUACCAACUUCCUGAUUCACUGUCUGACUGCACUCAGCCAGAAGGGCUACGCCAGCGGGGUGGAGAGGACAAUACUGGGAGCUGGACCGGUCUUAGAAGCCUUUGGAAAUGCCAAGACAGCCCACAACAACAACUCUAGCCGCUUUGGUAAAUUCAUCCAGGUGAAUUACCUGGAGAGUGGAGUGGUAAGAGGGGCUGUGGUGGAGAAGUAUCUCCUGGAGAAGUCUCGUCUGGUCUCCAGAGAGAAGAACGAGAGGAACUACCACGUGUUUUACUACCUGUUGUUGGGAGCUUCAGAGGAGGAGAGGAAGGAGUUCAAGUUGUUGCCACCUGAAGAAUACUUCUACCUCAAGCAGCAAAACUUUAAGAUUGAAGAUGAGGAAGACCUGCGCCAUGAUUUUGAAAGGCUGCAGCAGGCAAUGGAGAUGGUUGGCUUCCUCCCCGCCACCAAGAAACAGAUCUUCUCUGUGCUUUCUGCCAUCUUGUAUCUGGGCAACGUGACCUACAGGAGAAAGUCAACAGGCAGAGAUGAGGGGUUGGAUGUGGGACCACCAGAGGUCCUGGCCACACUCUCUGACCUGCUAAAGGUUAAAGAGGAACUGCUGGUUGAGGCUCUGACAAAGAGGAAAACAGUGACAGUCAAUGACAAGCUGAUUCUCCCCUACAGCCACUCAGAGGCUAUCACUGCCAGAGACUCCAUGGCCAAAUCUCUGUACAGCGCCUUGUUUGACUGGAUCGUGUUGCGCAUCAAUCACGCUCUGCUUAACAAGAAAGAUAUGGAGGAACAUGUUCCAUGCUUGUCCAUCGGUGUUUUGGACAUUUUUGGCUUUGAGGACUUUGAGACCAACAGCUUCGAGCAGUUCUGCAUCAACUAUGCAAAUGAGCAGCUGCAAUAUUAUUUCAACCAUCACAUCUUCAAUCUGGAGCAGGAGGAGUACCAAGCAGAGGGAAUCACCUGGCACAACAUCGACUACACCGACAACGUGGGCUGCAUCCACCUCAUCAGCAAGAAACCAACGGGUCUGCUCUACCUGUUGGAUGAGGAGAGCAACUUUCCCCAUGCGACAGAUGAAACAUUAUUAGCCAAAUUCAAGCAGCAGCACCAGGGCAACAUGUACUUUGUCCCCACACCGGUCAUGGAGCCUGCCUUUGUCAUUCGACACUUUGCUGGGAAAGUAAAAUAUCAAAUCAAGGAUUUUCGGGAGAAGAACACAGACCACAUGCGUCCAGACAUCGUGGCGUUGCUGCGGAGCAGCGACCGUGCAUUUGUGCGCCAGCUCAUUGGUAUGGACCCAGUGGCCAUGUUUCGAUGGGGCAUCCUGCGCGCCACCAUCAGAGGAAUUGCUGCUUUUAAUGAUUCCGGCCGUACCUGGGCUGCAAAGACGUCAGGUGUUGUCCGUCCGAUUUCAAGAACUCCUUUAGGAGAGCUUCAGCGAUCCAAUGCUCCAGUGGACAGAAUGUAUAAACGAGCGUCUAUGCUCGAUUUCUACUUUGAUCACUCAGAAGAGCGCCCUCUAGAGGUCUUUGAAGACAUCUUUGCUAGCUAUGAGAGUAAGAAAGACAUGCAUGCAGAAAUCAUCAGCUCCAUUAAGAACUUGCAGCUGGAUGGUGAGGACCCUCGCAAGCUGCUGCAGUCCUGGGGUCGCCUCAGCUUCCCUCGACACGUCCUUCAGAAAAACAAGAACACCAAACAGAGGCAGGUCAUCCCCAAGAGUUUGCUGGAUUCCCGUUCUCUGAAGUUCAUUGUGAGCCUGACUCUGCAUGAUCGCACCACCAAGUCUCUGCUCCACCUGCACAAAAAGAAGAAGCCUCCAAGCAUAAGUGCCCAGUUCCAGACAUCCCUCACAAAACUCCUGGAGACUCUGAACAGAGCCGAGCCUUAUUUCAUUCGUUGUAUUCGCUCUAACGCUCAGAAGAAGGAGAUGUACCUGGAUGAGGCUCUGGUUGUUCAGCAGCUGAGAUACACAGGAAUGCUGGAAACUGUUCGCAUCAGGAGGUCAGGCUAUGGAGCCAAGUACACAUUCCAGGAGUUCAUUGAGCAGUUCAGGGUUUUGCUGCCAAAAAAUGCAGCUGCCUCUAAAGAGGACAUCUCAGCACUGCUCGAUACAAAGAUGGGCCUGGACCCCACCACGUUCCAGAUUGGCAAAACAAAGGUGUUCUUGAAGGAGCUGGAGCGGCAGCAGCUGCAGGACACGCUGCACAAGGAUGUGAUGCGCAAGAUCAUUUACCUUCAGCGCUGGUUCAGAGCUCACCUGCAGAGAAAGGAUUUCCUGGAUAUGAGACAAGCAGCCAUCUUGAUUCAGCGUUCUUGGCGCAGGUACUGCAAAGAAGAGAAAAGGCGAUGGGCAGCCACUCUGAUCCAGGCUUUGUGGAGAGGACACAGACAGAGAACAGAGUACAAGCUCCAAAGACAGGGUGUCACCAAAAUACAAGCCCUGGUCAGAGGACACUCAGCACGCAGAAGGUGCCAGUCCAUGCGUGAGGAGAAAAUAGAAGCUCAAAUGAGGGCAGAAGAAGAGGAAAGAAGGAGAAGGGAAGAAGAGGAGGAGGCCAGAAGAAAAGUAGAGGAGGAGGAGGAAAGGAGGAGGAUGGAGGAGGAAGCUAGAAGAAAGGCCGAAGAGGAGGAGGAGGAAGCCAGGAGACAAGCAGAGGAAGAGGAGGCCACCAGGAAAGCGCAGGAGGCUUUGGAAAAGAGAGAGGAAGCGGAGGAAAAACCUGGGAGUGAGCCACAAACCCGAGAGGAUCCCGAUAUCGAGCUGGUCACAGAGGAGAUGCUGGAUGAAAACGUCCCUGUCCAGGAGAUAGAGGACGACAGAGAGGUUAAUACUAGCUCAAACACAGAGGAGGAACAGGGUAAGACGGAAGAGCUGGAUAAGGAAUCACAUGCAGAGACAAACGGUACCCUGGCUGAGGCUGGACCUCAGCUGGAUGAAAAAGAGGAAGAUGAGGAUUUGAGGGACGAAACACUAGAACAGUCAGCUUCACAACAAGCUCUUGCCUCUGAUAGCGACACCUCUGACGCACUUAAACUCACAUCGCCUGACGACAGGCCUCAGAGCGAUACCUCCACACCUCUCAAUGCUGAACAAAAGGGGACACAGCCUCCGUCUGUCCACAGGGGCAAUUCAUCCAGGAGUCAGGAGAAGAGAGAGCAGAGGAGACGAAGAGGGCUCGAGCACAAUCAGAGAGAAACCGAACGGGCCUCCUCCUCUUCAGCAAGCACCAAGGAUCAAACCUCCCAGACCAAAAGCAAAAGCCAGGAGGCCUCCAAGCUCAAAGAGCGGGCAGAUAGCAAGGAGCUGGACCAGUACACAUUUGUGGCCUGGAAGAUGAAGGAGGACAAAGGAGGGAAGAAGGAGACAAAAGCCUCUCCUGCUCCUGUUCGUCCGUCUACAUUAUCCCUGCAGCUCUCCGACCCCGUGCCUGAAAGAAACGGUUUAGGCGAAGGUGCUGGAGCUGUCAACCUGCAUCGUCGUCCUGGGGCGAUUAAGGAGAAGCCCGAGAAGUGGAAGGGAAGGAGGAGUGAUGGAGAAAUAUCUGACAGCAUCAGCCUUACCGCUCCUCAAAACAGGGAGGAUAGGAGGAAAAAACAACCUCUGAGCGAAACAGCCUCCUUAUCAUUUGACAGUUUGUCUCCGGGUUCUGAAGGAGCUGGUGCUAUUUCGGCCAGAGAGUUGAUUUCCCCGUCAGACAGCCACAGUGACGGCUCCAAGGGAGGCUCCUUCAGAAGGAAACACCACGAAGGCUCUUCUCACCCGGACUCUGCACACUCCAUCCCAUCCACACCAGACAGGUCAGGUGGUUUCUUCAGCAAAAUUUUAAAGAAACGACCACACAGGGAGGCCCAGACUCCAGACAACGGAGAAACGACGUUUGCCUCAAGUCUCAGCGAGAGAUCAACUGGAGGGGAAGCCCCAACGUCUGGCGAGCGAACUGGUAAAGGUUUGGGCCGCAACCCCACCAUUAAGAUAAGUCGUGCCACACGGGUCUCUGAGCAGUGGAACGCAUCACUGGAUCGUGAAAUCACCAACGCAAACGAGCUGCGGCUCCUCGACGAGUUUCUUGGCAACCAGGUGAAUGAUUUCCGCUCCAGGGGGAAGUCGCUGUCGGCGACGGAGGCCAUCUUUGUAACUGCCACUAUGCAGUUCAGAGAGAAUAUCAAAGCCAUGUAUUCUCUCCCAAAACCCACCACUGGCUACAAAGGUCUGAUGACGAGCUACCAGACCAAAGUGAUCCACCUGGCAGGUGAAAAGCAGAAAGGAGAAGUCCAACUUGUGGUCAACCUGUUCCAGUCGGUGCUGGAUGGCUUCAUCAGGGGAGAGAUGAAGAAGGAGGAGGCUGAGCCUGCAAAGCCUGCCAAAGCUAGAAAGAAAAGAAGAAAAAAAGAUAAAAGUAUGGAGAGCCCUCUGGAUCAUAUUUUUGUUAACUAUCAGGUCAACAUUAUGCAGUCAUGUGACCAGUGCAGCUCUUACAUCUGGGGCAUGGAGAAGGCCUACAUGUGCAGCUAUUGUAAGAUGGUGUGCCACAAGAAGUGCCUCUGCAAAAUAGUCACUGACUGCACAACCUUCUGUGCCAAAAAGAGCGACGAUGACUCUGGUGGUCAGCACUUUGGGGUGCGUGUGAGUAACCUGGUGAGUGAUAAGAACCCCGUACCGAUGGUGCUUGAGAUGAUGCUGGAGCAUGUUGAAAUGCAGGGCCUCUACACUGAGGGCAUCUACCGCAAGUCUGGCUCUGCCAACCGCAUCAAAGAGCUGCACCAGCGACUGGAGACUGACCCCCACCUGGUCUGCCUCGAGGACUAUCCCAUCCACACAGUCACUGGCCUGGUGAAACAGUGGCUGAGGGAGCUGCCAGACCCACUCAUGACCUUCACACAUUACAGUGACUUCCUUCAUGCAGUGGAACUGCCAGAAAAGCAAGAGCAGCUUCAUACUGUAUACAAAGGGCUGGAAGAGCUUCCUCCAGCAAACUUUAACACAUUGGAAAGACUUGUCUUCCACCUUGUCAGGGUGUGUAAAGAGGAGGCUCACAAUCGUAUGUCGCCGAACUCGUUGGCCAUAGUGUUUGCCCCGUGUAUCCUGCGCUGCCCUGAUAACGCUGACCCGCUGCUCAGCAUGAAGGAUGUUGCCAAAACGACAACGUGUGUAGAGAUGAUCAUCAAUGAGCAGAUCAGACGCUACAAUGAGAAGAUGGAAGAGAUCGAGCAGCUGGAGUACGCCGAGGCUCUGGCAGUAAACCAGCUCAAACUCAAGAGGCAGAACACGCACUUCUGGCACUUACCUCUCAGGUGCUCAGCUCCUUACAAAGGAGUGGUGGUGCAUGAGAAGGUCAGUUCAGAUCUCAGUGUGGUCCCUGAGAACGAGCCUCUGGACUCCGACACAGAGGCUGAGAAGAACUUGGUUGAGCGAAUCAAGUCCAUCAAACAGGAGAAAGAGGAUCUGGCCUGCAGACUACCAGAGAUGGAGCAGCCCGGCUCAGAUCAGGAGAACUUGGACUCCGAGGCCUCACUGAGCUCCGAGAGUCUUCUGGAUGAGCAGCAGCGUGCGUCUGUGCACUGCUCGGAGUCUGAAGGAAGAGCUGGCUCCCAGAGGAGAAGAUUAAGGCCGGCUUGUCCACCCAAACCACCAGACCUGUCCCAGCGCCAGAAAGUCCUCGGUGGACGUGUGUCUCUGCCGAACCUCACCCCUAGUAGCUCCACCUCUUCUUUGAUCAGCUGCACCUCUUUAACCUCAGAAUCCUCCAACGCCUCCAUCAGGCACCCACUGCAACGCCGCAACCCCAUCAUCCCAGACACAGUUAAACUCCCCCCCGGUAUCCUCUCCCAGUCCUCAUCCUCGAGUCCGGCUCACUCUCCUGGAAGUCGAACAUCACAGUACUCGGUCAGAAGGAGAGAGCAGCCGGGUCGCCGCAAAGACAGCACCCAGUCCCUGUACAUCGACAGCAUGAAGAGUGACCUGUUGUUGCAUUUUUCCUCCUGCCCUCCAUCCACUUCCUCCUCCUCGGCCUCCAUCGCUAAUGUAACACCUGCUCCUCAGCACCAGCAUCACGGCACACAGGCCCCACAGGGCCAGAGACGUUUUUCUGACCCAGACAUACCUUACAUGGACGAUGAUGCCUGACCAGGGAAAACACAAACGAUGCGUCUGAAGUCAUGUUGUCCUCUCUGACUGUCAAAAUAACUGGACAAAAUUUUGCCCAGCACUUUUUCUUAAAUUUUAAUAUAUCAUGGUUAACGUAAAGUAAUCCAGGUGAGACAGAGUCAUGUUUUUUGUAGCCUCAUAAUGACCAACCAGCCUUUAUGUUUCUUUCUCCUCCUGUUAAAUAGUGCAGGUUUCCAGCUGCAUUUUUCAUGACUUUUUCCUCGUAAUGAGCAAAACCUGCUCCCUGAAAAGUUAGCUAGUGCCUUGGUUAAUGUACAGUACAUGUAAAAUGUUCAUUUCUCAUGUAAUGUUAUGAACAGUGCUCGCAGAGGAGACGAAGGGUUAUUUGGGGAAAAACAGAGGACACAUUUGUCUCGGACUUCUGUGUUCAAGACAUUUUUGAAACCAGGACCUCGACAAGCACAUUGUGACUGUUGUGUAGGUGCGUCAUCACAACAGCUGCAAAGGACGACAACUUCUCUACGACUUAAUCUUUCACCUGCUGCAUGACGGGCCCCAGAUAGGAAACAUUUCCUCACAGAGUAAAGGGAAAUGGGAGCAGCACAUGCCACUUUUUCUUCAGAAACAUCAAAAACACAAACCCAGCAACAGCCGUGCCACGAUGUCUCGAACAAACUGAAAUCCAUGAACCCACCUCACCUUUUUUUUUUCUAUAACAGACUUGGCUCCACUCAGCUGUAUUGCACCUGUCAUUGAGAGUUACCAGUCCCAGAAUGAGCCGGUUCUGCUGGAGCACAGCUUUAGCCUACUUUGUAUGAAAUGUAAUACUAAUGUUCCUCUCUGACUGCUGAUGAAUGAUGUUUGCUAGUUUGUCUGGGUUAUUAUGAGGACAAUGUUCUGAUGUGUAACGUGUAAACAGAGAGUAUAUGGUUUGGACUGAAUGACGUGAACUGUAAUGGUUAUUAGUAUUAACUUGAUAAUACAGAAGGUGAUGCUUGUAACAUGCGCUUCUGUGUGUUUUGAUCAGGUGGAG
Molecule: messenger RNA, 8382 nt
Organism: Labrus mixtus (cuckoo wrasse)
Lineage: Eukaryota; Metazoa; Chordata; Actinopteri; Labriformes; Labridae
Gene: myo9bl
Product: myosin IXb-like
Exons: 44
Coding region: 459-7367 (2302 amino acids)
Biological process (GO): intracellular signal transduction
Cellular component (GO): myosin complex
Molecular function (GO): ATP binding; protein binding; microfilament motor activity
Source: RefSeq, a predicted model, not a curated record